Haliotis rubra (blacklip abalone) is the source of this 2184-nucleotide messenger RNA. RefSeq names its product anti-sigma-I factor RsgI6-like. The transcript is spliced from 13 exons. Gene Ontology annotation, biological process: carbohydrate metabolic process. The record is from RefSeq and is a predicted model, not a curated record. Lineage: Eukaryota; Metazoa; Mollusca; Gastropoda; Lepetellida; Haliotidae. The coding region runs from base 113 to 1792 and encodes 559 amino acids. Gene Ontology annotation, molecular function: hydrolase activity, hydrolyzing O-glycosyl compounds.
UGUCUACAUUGUAUGGGCUACUAAUAUAACACCAAUAGAGACAGAUGCUUAUCAACCGCAAUAUAAACGGUGGUCCCAGGCCACCGGAGUCAGAUCCAGCUGUGCCGCCAGGAUGCUAACAUUCAGCCUGGUGAUUGUUAUUUUCCUCUGUGUGACGUCACAUAGCUAUGGCAACCUACUUGUCAACAGCGAUCUGGAACAGGGUGACUUCAGCAAUACUAACAGUGGCUGGUUUGGGAGAAGCUGCACAACAUCACUCAGCUCGGUCAGCUACACGGGGAGCAGCAGCGCGAGAGUUUCCAACAGACAAGCAAGAUGGGCAGGACUCGCCCAGUACGUCAGUGUAGAGGAACAGAAACGGUACUUCUUCAGUGGCUACAUCCAGCUUCUCAACACAGCUGCAGGGAAGAUGACGGGGGAGGUUUCAGUGACGCUUAAUUACCGUAAUACUAUCACAGGUGCCAAGAAGUAUUUGCAUAUGUCUACUGUGAGGUUCUUGCAGCCAAACAUGUGGCAGAGGAUUGGCGGAGACAUCACCAUCCUCCCAGGCUACGACAAGUAUAUUCUGUACAUCCAGGUGUCCUCCCCCGAGGUUGACUACCUGCUGGACACAACAUCACUUACUGAGAUCCCGUCCUUGCCCAUAAACUUUGAGGCUGUCGCCAACGCCAGCAUUGACGCCAGUCGUAAAGCUGACAUCAACAUCGUUGCUACAUCCGGCAGAGUGGAAGGUGUCACCGUGGAGAUACAACAGCUUACGAGUGAGUUUGGUUUCGGCACCGCGGUAAGUGCUGAGAGAAUAGUGGACAGCAGCUACGCAGCCUAUCAGGACUUCUUCUAUGACAACUUUGAGUGGGCAACUAUUGAGAACAAGCUGAAGUGGUCGCAGACAGAGAAAAAUAAGGAUGUUUUAACCUACGACGAUGGGGUGACCGCUGUGAACGAGCUUGUUGAAAGAGGGGUAAAGGUGAGAGGCCACACAGUUUUCUGGGGUGUGCCAGACAAGGAUCCAGUCUGGGUUCAAUCUUUACAAGGUGAUGCUCUGAUACAAGCCAUGAUGAUGCGAGGGAAGAAUGUGACGUCGAGGACCCUCGGGAAGCUUGAACACUGGGACGUAAACAACGAAAACGUCCAUGGCAACUUCUACGAGGAGGCUACAGGGCACGUCAACAUCACAAUGGAUAUAUUCUCUGAAGUCCGUUCUAUGGAUCCCAAGCCUAAACUCUUCCUCAACGACUUUGCGAUAGUCAACUCAGGACGGUUUACCCAGGCAUAUCGAAAUCAAGCCAAGAUGUUCCGGGCUGAAACACCUAUAUAUGGUGUUGGGAUCCAAAGUCAUCUGACGCCUCCGCUUGAUCUGACACUAAUCAAGCACCGCCUGGACCAGAUUGUGGAGGUAGGGCUGCCCAUAUGGAUCACCGAGAUGGACAUUGACGAGCCUGAUCAGUACAAGAAGGCUGACCUCCUGGAGGACGUGCUGCGCCUAUACUUCAGCACCCCGGCCGUGCAGGGGGUCACACUGUGGGGCUUCUGGGACGGCAAGAUAUGGAAGACAGAUGCCGCUCUGGCUAACGGACCAACUGUCACGCCAAACGCAGCUGGACUGAGAUGGCAACAGCUGGUGAAGCAGGACUGGCGGACAUACGAAACGCAUUCCCUGGCAGAGAGAAGAGUCAGGACUCGUGGGUUCAAGGGAAACUACUCUCUUCGAGUCAAGAAGGAUGGGACAGUUGUUGAAGAGCAACAGUUCACACUGGGGUCCUGCGGAGCAGACAUAUCCCUGAACCUAUAGCUCGAUAGAAUUUCCUUUCCACUAUAGAAAACAUUUGCUCCAUAAUAGUAAAUUUCAUGUAAUUCUAUAAUGGCUUUAUCCCACUGUUCCAAAGGAAGUUGAAUACAAUGUAAACAGUUAAGAUACGAACUCUGAACAUUAAGAGUUCAUUUGAAGUUUAGAUUAUUCAUAAAAGCAUAAUAAUAAUAAUAUGAAAAACUCGUCCUCUCAGUUGUGUUAUAUCGUUUGCCAUCCACCCAGGAAGUUAACCUUGUCCCUCGUUAGAAGCGAGUUGUUGUGAUGCCAUUUAUUGUCCAAAACUAGCUUUCUCAAGAGAUAUCGUUUGAGUGAGAUACAGCGAUAUGACAAUAGCACAAUAAAUUUGCGGAACACUGUGACGUCAUCGCACACUA